CAAAAAUACCUUAUUUUUAUGUAGCAGAUGUACAGAGCGUGCAUCUACCCCUAUUAACACACACAGAGUCGAGGCACGGCCUGUCAUGUGCAAGCUGCAGUCUCACCGCGCCAGCAGGAGCAUCCCAGGAGCAAAUCCAGCUUCAGAGGGGCAGAAGGCAGCGGCAUUUAAGUGCCACACGCCCCAAGACUCCUUGUUCUGCGACUUGGUCUGAUGCGUGCGAGCCUCUGUGUCAUUUGUGUGCCCCCCCGCAGCUGUAAAACCCCGCACGGGAGCAUUUGGUGCAAACCCGGGCCGGGGGAAGGCGGCGGCGGCGGCGCCAGGAAGCGGCGGUGCCGCCCGGGGCAGAUCCCCGGAGCCCUCGGCGGGAACGCGAACGGGAACUGGGGCCGGUGCUGGAUGUAGGAAAUAUGAAUGACUGGCAGAGAAAAAGCCCUCUAGACUGGGAAACGUAUCUGAACAAAUUGGUGAAAGUUGUUGCAGUUGAGAAACAUGAAUAUGAAGGAUGGGUUUUAACAGUUGACCCAGUUUCUGCCACCAUUGUCCUUGCAACAUUCCCAGAGAACGAGAAAGGAUCCAUCUCAUUUGUCAUGGGCCAUGCUGUCCAAGAGGUGGAGAUCCUGCAGGAAGGGGACAGUGACAUGGAGCAGCGCCUCGCUCGCAUCCUCGCGCCUGAGGAAAGCCAAACCUACAGCGCAGAGGAGCUGGAGAGGAGGAAGAACGCCUUGAAGACGUGGCUGGAGACAAAUCACAUCCCCGUGGGCGAGCAGGGGGAGCUGGGCAGGACGCUGAGCGUGGCGGGGGUGCUGAGCAUCGAGCCCCCGUACGGCCCCGAGCAGUGCAGCAGCACCAACGAGAUCAUCCUGGCCCGCGUGCAGGGCCUGCUGCAGGGCUUCCUGCAACAGCAGCACUGAGCCAGGGCUGCUCCUUUGGACUCCAGGAGCUCUCCUGGGUGUCAAUAUUCACUAUUUGCAGAAAUGCUGCAUUUUCGGUACUUUUGUCUUGAUUUUUUUGUAUGCAAAGGAAGGAAUAAUAAAGAAUAAAUUCAAAGCACAAGCAUUUUUCUUGUGCUAUUUUUAUUAGAAGCAAACUGUUGGGUAAUGGUGAUGUAUUAAACUAAUUUGUCAGUUUAGGGUUUUUGUAACAGUAUUGUAAAAGAUUAUAUAUAAUACAUUUAAACUGUUUUCCCUUCAAAACCAGUUUAAUUAUCUAGAGCUGAAGGCAUGUUUAUUUGAACUGCUUACCAGAUCCUUUCCUUUUUUUUUUAAGAAAGAGAAUUAUGACACCUGGACUUCCCAAACCAACUUAAAAAAUAUUCAGAAAAAAAAAUGUUCAGAAAGCUGUUUUCUUUUGUUUUCCCGGGUGGUUGGUUGGUUGUUUUUCCCAUUACUGUUCUCCUAGUUUAGUACAUAAACUACAAUGUAUGUCCAGGUUUGUAGAAUUAUUAGGGAAGGUUAGCAGGCAAAUAUCAGGUUUUAAAACCAUUACCUGUCUAUAUUUGUUAUUUUAGAUCAGCAGUGCUUGGAAAACCAGUGUUCUAUAAAAGGAAAAUGUGUUGCAAUUCAGUAAGUUUGUGUUUUUUUAAUGCUCUGUUUCUAGUUUAUGCCAAUACAUGAUGCAGGAAUCGUUACGUGGUUAUUCCUGAGAUUAUGAAUGCAGUGAGGAGGAUUUAGAGCUCUCAUUUAUCUCAGUGUAUUUGUUCUGCCUUAU
Messenger RNA from Camarhynchus parvulus, 1710 nucleotides. It is a transcript of the gene GEMIN6, whose product is annotated as gem nuclear organelle associated protein 6. Lineage: Eukaryota; Metazoa; Chordata; Aves; Passeriformes; Thraupidae. Bases 411 to 914 code for a protein of 167 amino acids. Gene Ontology annotation, cellular component: nucleus; SMN complex. The transcript is spliced from 3 exons. Gene Ontology annotation, biological process: spliceosomal complex assembly; spliceosomal snRNP assembly. The record is from RefSeq and is a predicted model, not a curated record.